This is a messenger RNA of Aedes albopictus (Asian tiger mosquito), 3728 nucleotides long. Its product is annotated as protein-glucosylgalactosylhydroxylysine glucosidase-like. Gene Ontology annotation, biological process: carbohydrate metabolic process. The record is from RefSeq and is a predicted model, not a curated record. Bases 1378 to 3672 code for a protein of 764 amino acids. The transcript is spliced from 4 exons. Gene Ontology annotation, molecular function: hydrolase activity, hydrolyzing O-glycosyl compounds. NCBI's taxonomy places the organism in Eukaryota, Metazoa, Arthropoda, Insecta, Diptera, Culicidae.
CCGGAGAAUUUUCAUCAGAAUGCUCAAAUUGCUACCGGUAGUAGCAACUUCUGAAGCUAACUAUUCAAAAAUUGUAGUAAAUACAACUCUUUUUCACAUCAAGCGCGUUGUUCUUAGUAUGUUCGAGAUUGCAGUGUAGUGAACUCUAUAGGCAAAAUAAAAGUGAUAUAUUAUGCUCUGAGGAAGCCUGUCUUUUCAUUUGAGUAACCACUAAAGCAAUGAUAAUGAAUAAUCUAUUCUACUCAAAGGUGAACACAACGUCAACCGACUAAUUAAAACGAACCUGUGUCACUGCCAACAUCCCUGUAAAUACCCAACUAACUUGUUAGCAGUAAGCGUUAGCUCCGAAAGUUGUUAUGCAAUAUAAUUGUAUGCACUGGAUAAGGCAUCUGAAUGUUUUUACAAUCAAUUCAUUUCCCUUCACCACAUUGAUCGGUAUUCUGACGUAGCAGACGCCGUCAUCGCUUGCCACAUAUAGAUUAUUACCAGAACUUAAUACACAGAGAGUGCCUGUUAGUUUCAUUCCGAUUUUUUAUAUGCAUUGGCUGCUUGGCAAAAUUGAAGCACAAACUUUGGGUGGUCAAUCACUCUUAAGGACAAACAUCUUGAAGUACCGCUUCAACAGUGCAUCAGAACUUCAGACGCACACGUUUUAAUAAACAAGCUUCAAACAACAGUGCAUUUUAUUAUUCUGUUCUUGCUCACUUGUAAUAAGCCUAAAAUAAGAAGAUCAGGUGCGCUGGUUUCGUUUACAAAGAGAUUUGUGCGCUCGAAAUCGUGAGUAGGUGCCAAAGUCGGCCAUUGUGGCGGCCAUUUGGAAUUCUAACAAGUCUGUUCUUAAGCACAGGUCUGCACUUAAUCACAUGAAGGGAGCUUAAUUGCAAUUGCAACUUAUUUGCUUGUUUACCAGGGGUAACAAUGACAGUCGUGAUUCAUUUCAGAUAACAAGUGCUCCGGAAAUGAGAAAAAAAACUUUAUCUGAUUUAGGAACUGAAAGAAAACACGAAAUAUUUAGAUAUUGCAAAUAUUGCUGAUAACGGUUUGGCGUAGUUGCGUGCGUAGGCUUCGAAGGAUAAUCUGAUAAAGUCACUAAUAGAAGGGAUACCCCAAAUCAUGGUUGCAUAUUGCCAAACCGACCGUUAUUCAUCGGAAGCUAAUUUCAACAGCCACAAAUGAGCAAACCUUUGUUGCGCUGGCUUGGUUGAUAUCCAUUUCUCCGCUAUCUAAUCGACGUUUCCAAAAUUUUAUUUUAUCUUCGAUACCAUUUCGCUUGAAACCUUGGCUAUCAAAUUCAUAUGCUUCAGUUUAACCAUAUACCUCCUCUGAAUAACAGGUGAACCUAAAGAAUUCUUUUCCUACAUUUAAGGUCCAGGUUAAAUGGAACCGAUAAAGAUGUUAUCUUUGCUUAUACUAGUGAUAUUCAGUUCGCUAGGUCUUGCUAUCGAUAGAAACUUCUUGUUCAAUUCUGAUCGUUUCCCGGAUGCUGCCGAUGUUCCAACGCUAUCCAACGGAAAUCUCGGAUUCACCGUAUUCAGUGACAGCGUCUACCUGACUGGAGUUUACAAUGGGCGUGGCCAUCUGAGCCAUCGUGCCCGUAUUCCAAACUAUGCCAAUAUUCAACUGGAAGCUUGUAGCAAUCCGGAGAGCAAUCCACCCUACUGUUCAUACCAGCUGGAUAUCAGAUUCGGCCGUUUCCGAACAAUCUACGCCGAUCCCAACGGACAAUUUCGCCUAAUCCACAGCGUGUAUCCACAUCGGAACCUCAAUCAUGUCAUUGUAAAUCACGUGCGAGUUCAACGACUAAAUGGUCAAGGUACACUGAGCGCAAAUAUCCGACGAAUUCCAGUACCACCAUCCACCGACAUUUCCUUCGAUUCACCCCAAUCAGUGGAAAUUCGUAACCAAAUGUUCAUGUUUCAAUGUGGCCUUACCAAUGAGGUCGAGGACGCUGUCUUUCAAAUCACGAGAACAAGUGUUUGUAUAUACUACAGUGAAAUACCGACGACUCUCGUGUUGACGGAGGACCGCACAGCUGUAGAGUUCGCUACAUAUACAGUGUUUUCCCGCAACAGACCAGCGGCGGAAAAUGAACUCAACUGGUUAACGUUGAGUACCCCAUCGAACGUGGAGCGUAAUCAGGAAUCCAGCAUGAAUGAAAUGUGGAAUCAGUAUGGGAUCACUGUGGACGGAAGCGAUGAACUAGAUCGAGCCACCAAAGCCAGUGCAUUCCAAGUGUUCUGCAAUGUUCCGGGACUGUUUACUCCCAAUAACGUGCAAUCAUUCGGAAUAUCACCUUCCGGUAUAGGACGAAAUGAUUUUCAAGGGCACAUCAUGUGGGAUUUCGACAUGUGGAUGUUUCCCAUAGUUCUGUUAACAGAUCCGCUAGUUGCACGAGCCAUGUUGACGUACAGGACCAGAAUUGUCCGACGUGCAGUUGAAGGCAACGCUGCUGCAGCGAAUAACAUCGGAGGGUGGCAAUAUCCCUGGGCUUCUGCCUUCACGGGUAGAGAGGUUACACCAACUCCUGGAGCAGCCGAACUACAACAUCACGUCACAGCAGACAUAGCCUUCGCCAUCAGACAAUACAUCUAUGCUACGGACCAUUGGUCCUGGAUGAUGACGGAAGGAUGCGAGGUGGCGUUCAAUACGGCUCGUUUUUGGAUGCGUCGCGCUGUUUAUAACGCAGCCACGGACAAGUACGACAUUGAAGCGGUUACAGGACCUGACACCAUGAACGCCAACGUCACCAACAACGUAUUCACCAACGUUGUUGCCGCUAAUAAUCUGUUUCUUGGUGAGUAUGCUGCAUGUAUUUGUGAACACUUCAUGAGUCUCCACAACGAAGAUUUGAGUGAAAUGAUUCGCAUAGCGCGGGGACUGCGCUUGCUGCACGAGCCACUUAGCGACUUCACACCGCAGUUCGAAGGAUACACCGUAGGACAGCAAAUCAACCAUGCGGACGUCGUAAUGUUGGGGUACCCUUUGGAUCUCCCGUUGAACGAGUCGACGAAGCGUAACAAUCUGAACAUCUACGGUCCGGUAACCGCGGCCAGCAGUUCGGCAGAGACCUGGUCGAUGCAGACAAUCGGAUGGCUGGACCUGGGCGAGCCGAAUUUGGCUGCGGAAAAUCUUCGUCGAAGUUAUCAGCCCUACCUACGGGCACCCUUCCACGUGUGGCAUCAAGGGCCUACCGGAUUCCCCGGUGCGCCCAAUCAUGUAUCCGGCGCAGCUAGCUUUUUGCACACCCUAAUCAAUGGCUACGGCGGGAUCCGACUGCGCAAUGGCGAGAUGGUGCUGGACAGACCACGGCUUCCACCGGGCACUACGCGCAUGCUAAUUCCUCAACUCAACUUCCAAAGGUUCCGGUUUUCGCUAGAGCUCCGUCAGGAUGGAACGUUUACGAUCACGCAGGCAGCUAUGCCCACGAUGCCUCAGAUACGGAUUAUUGUCGAUGGCGUGAAUUAUGAACCCUGUCGUUUGAACACGGCCUGUACAUUCCAUGGAUCGAACUCUGCCGCCUUGAAACUGAUUGAAACCGAUAUGUGGUGCGAGCUGAAACCGACUGAGUUGAACACCAGACUUGCCGAUCAGGGCUCUGGAGUGAUUGUUAGAAUGAGUCCAAUGCUUUUCGCCAUCGUUGUGAUUGCUUCCGUUAUGAACAAAUUCUUGUGAUAAUGAAUUUCAUAUUUGUUGAAAGUGUUUAAAUUUACAGUUAUUGUUUGCCAAAU